GGAGAGAUCUUUUUAAAGAUCUCUCAAGAUCGCAGUAAUUGGCGGUGUAUUUGGUCACGCGAUUGCAGGCGGGCGCGGUUUGUGUUUUUGUUUUUGUUUUUGUUUUUGGUUUUGGUUUUGUUCUGUUUCGCUGGCGGGAGGAAAACCAUUUUUGAAGGAAAGAGAGAUCGGUAUUGAAAGGUGAAUUUAAGAGAAUUGGAGAGAAGAUUAUAGCGUUUCUCAAAAAAAAAAACGGAGGAGAAAGGAGGGAAAAAAAAGAAAAAGAAAGAGAGAUCGUUUUGUCGGUCGUGACAGGGCGGGAAGUUUCAAGUGACACGUGGAGGGGGUGAAGCGGAAUUUGAGGAAUUCGCGCGCGAAGAAAGGAGGCCGGUCGUAAAUUGGCGGGGGCGGGAGGUUGCACGCGACACGUCGGACGUGCGGGGAGCUGGACAGUCAGGAGCGCCGUCGGCAGGCGAACGGUGGAGGUGGAGCCACGUCAUCACACGCACAAACCGUCGUACAUCCGUCGCACAUCCGUCGCACCUACGUCGCACCUACGUCGCACCUACGUCGCACAAGGCCGGCGGCGGGGGGAAUCGAUCGGAGCGAUCUUAUCAUUUGUCGUUGGUCGGCGACGGCGACGGCGACGGCGGCGGGCUUCCAGCUGCGCGUCGUCACACGUUUUUUUUUUUUUGAACUCGCUGCUGCGCUCCCGCUCUUUUUCUCGCGCUGUUUCCUGUUUUGGAUUUGGAAUCUUCUGGGAUCUUCGGUGACACGUCAGCAAUCAUGGUUUGCAUACGGCAAGCAACGGUUGACGAUUUGUUGGCCAUGCAGAGUUGUAAUCUCAUGUGUUUACCAGAAAAUUAUCAAAUGAAGUACUAUUUGUACCACAUUCUAUCAUGGCCACAACUGCUUUAUGUCGCAGAGGAUUAUAACAAGAAGAUCGUUGGUUAUGUCCUUGCAAAAAUGGAGGAAGAGUCAACAGACUGUCAUGGGCACAUCACAUCACUGGCAGUGCUAAGGACUCAUAGGAAGCUGGGACUUGCAACGAAGCUGAUGAGUGCAGCACAGCGUGCUAUGGUUGAAGUUUUCGGUGCGGAGUACGUCUCCCUCCAUGUGAGGAAGAGCAAUCGGGCAGCUUUUCAUCUGUACACUGAAACUCUGGGUUACAGAAUAAAUGACAUUGAAGCGAAGUAUUAUGCUGAUAGUGAGGACGCAUACGACAUGCGGAAGAUCUUGAAGCCAAAGCAGCCAAGUGAAAAAGACAAAACUGACAAGACGGAGAAAGAGGACUCCGGGAGCGUCACCACGUCUGCGGGUGCGGGGAAGCAUGCUGGUGAGAAAGGAGAGAAAGCGGGAGCAGGGGAGAAAGGAGACAAGGCUGGGUCGACUGAAAGAGGUCCAAAGGGUGGGAUAGGGGAGAAGGGUGCGGCUGUCGGGGGUGAGCGAGCAUCGGACACACACGGUGGAGGCUCGGGCACAGCAACAGGAGCCCGCAAAGAAGUCCAUGAGAAGGAUAACCAUUCGAGCGACCAUCAUCAUCGGCGUCGUCAUCAUCAUAAAGGGGGGCGGGAGGAGUUGGAUGGUGGGAAGGGAGGGGGUGGUGCUGCAAAGCCUUCCUCAGACCAGCCAUGUGGUGUGAAUGCGGUCGACUAGUGUGUUGAACCGAUGCCGAGGAGAGGGGGAGGGUGGGGGUUGGGGUGUAAUGGGACCCAGAUGAUUAGCUCGGUGUCGGAAGGGUGCCAGAGGGGAGAAAGGGUGCAGCUUGUGGAGGUAAGUUAGCAUCGGAGACUUGUAUGCCGGAGUCUCAGGCAUGGCAGCAGGAGGCCGCAGUCAGCCAGGCCUCCCUCAGAGCGUCCAGGUGGCAUGCAUGCAGUAGGUUAUUGUGUCGAGCCAAUUUGACAGGGGUGGAGGGAGAGGGGGGCGGGAGGGAGCGCGAGGCGGGGGAGAACAGAUACAGAUGAUAACUGAGCUUUCUGUCAGAAGAAUGAGUCGACACCAUUGGUGCGUAUGAUGUAGGGGGACGAAUGUCCUACUUUUGUUGUGGGAUCAACAGAGGGAGAAGUGGAUGGUGUUCGUUAGCGCUUUGGGAAGACGUCUUACAUGUAUGACCAGUAAAUGGGAAGGUGGAGCAGUACUUUGUGGAACAAUUUAGGAGUGGGAGGGGAGAAAUUGGGGGUGGGAGGGGAGGAGGAGGAGUAGGUGGUGCAUUGCGGCCGAGCUGUUAUGUGCAAGUCUCCGGCUUGCAAAGCUUUUUGACUCCGGUGAGAGCAGGUGAUGCCAUUUGGAAAAACAAAAAAGUGAGUGAGAGAGAAUUUCUACAAGUCAAUCGAGCUGUGGUUGAGCUGUUUCUAAUGUUUUUAUGAUGCUGAUCGAGAGUCUGCGAUUGGCGAAGAUUUGCACAUAAACGAGC
Messenger RNA from Chara braunii, 2392 nucleotides. The record is from the annotation of a GenBank genome assembly. Lineage: Eukaryota; Viridiplantae; Streptophyta; Charophyceae; Charales; Characeae.